AUGGUGAACAAACACUGUGAAGCGUUUCAACUUUCGAAGGUCACCCCGGAUCAAUUCAAAGCGCUUAGUUUCGUCUGUGGACUUCAAUCGCCACACAUUCGAUCACGAUUGAUCUCGAAGCUGGAAGCCGACGAAACCGCAGUCAACGAACUAGGAGAAAUCGCAAGCAAGCAACAAGGACACAAAGAAGGAUAUUGUUCCAACAAAAAGCUAAUACCAUCAGAAUCAAUCAAGUCAGCGAAACCCAAAAAGAAUGUGAAGACUAGGAGUAUCCAUAUGGUCCACAACGUCGGAACCAAGCGGAAGUUCAUCCCGGUUAAGCUCAACGGAAUAGCAGUGAAGCUCCAGCACGAUUCAGCAUCUGACAUCACCAUUAUCUCUAAAGAUAUGUGGAUCUGCAUUGGACAGCCGCCCACACAACCGACGGAGGAAUCUGCGGUCACUGCUUCUGGUGGCAACCUCAAUCUUCUUGCCGAGUUCCAAACAGAAAUCACCAUCAGGGACGUGACCAAAGCCGGUCGCAUUUUUAUCUCGGAUAGCGACGAACUCAACGUUCUUGGAAUCGAAACCAUGGAUCUGUUCGAUCUGUGGUCUGUGCCUAUUAGCAGUUUGGUCAACACUGUUCAUCAUCGUCCGGAACAAUACGUUAGUCAGCUUAAGAAUCAUUUCCCCGAGGUAUUUCAAACCACAUUGGGUAGAUGCACCAAAGCGCAAGUGAAGCUGUACCUGAAGCGCGAGGCAUGUCCUACCUACUGCCCAAAACGACCAGUGGCGUACGCUGCACUUCCCAAGGUAGACGAAGAACUCGAAAGGCAGACAACAUAUCGGUUCAUGUGUGUGGUGACUAUUCAACGAGAUUGA
Armigeres subalbatus is the source of this 861-nucleotide messenger RNA. RefSeq lists its product as uncharacterized. Gene Ontology annotation, biological process: proteolysis. NCBI's taxonomy places the organism in Eukaryota, Metazoa, Arthropoda, Insecta, Diptera, Culicidae. The transcript is spliced from 2 exons. Gene Ontology annotation, molecular function: aspartic-type endopeptidase activity. The coding region runs from base 1 to 861 and encodes 286 amino acids. The record is from RefSeq and is a predicted model, not a curated record.